AUGUCAGCCGAGCUUCCAUGGCAUGCUGCAUAUCCCGCACCAAGGGGUGUGGCUCCCUCCAUAUCGCGAGAGGAGCUUUUGCAAUGGAUUCGAGAGGGUAAACAAGCAGGCCAAGACUUUGUACUUGUUGAUUUGCGGCGCGUGGACUAUGAGGGAGGAACGAUCCAAGGGUCAUUGAACUUGCCAGCUCAGACUUUAUACCCCACCAUCCCAACAUUUCAUUCUCUUGUAUCGAACAGUAGCGUGAAAUAUGUGAUUUGGUACUGUGGGUCAUCUGGCGGUAGAGGUACUCGUGCAGCAGGGUGGUUCGCAGAUCAUCUUGAAGAUCAACAGGAUACGGAAGUCAAGAGCUUGGUUCUCUCAGGAGGCAUUAAAGGAUGGGCUGCGGCUGGUUCUGAGUACACCUCCUUGAUGAGCGGGUAUGAUGCCUCUGUCUGGACGAAGUGA
This is a messenger RNA of Penicillium coprophilum, 447 nucleotides long. RefSeq names its product putative arsenate reductase (Arc2). Bases 1 to 447 code for a protein of 148 amino acids. Lineage: Eukaryota; Fungi; Ascomycota; Eurotiomycetes; Eurotiales; Aspergillaceae. The record is from RefSeq and is a predicted model, not a curated record. The transcript has 3 exons. Gene Ontology annotation, cellular component: nucleus; cytoplasm. Gene Ontology annotation, molecular function: protein tyrosine phosphatase activity.